Molecule: messenger RNA, 2370 nt
Organism: Peronospora matthiolae
Lineage: Eukaryota; Oomycota; Peronosporomycetes; Peronosporales; Peronosporaceae
Source: the annotation of a GenBank genome assembly
AUGGACGCCUCCUCCCUCCGCAUCUCCAAGUUCGAUGGAACUAACUUCCACGCCUGGAAGUUCAAGAUGCAGAUGGUGCUGGAGGAACGGGACCUAUGGGAGGUCGUCAGCGGUGAGAUCAAGGCGGAACAGUGCGAGACUCAGUUGGACCAAGCGACGUACAAGAGGAAGUCAAGAAAGGCGAUGGCAGUGAUCUGUCUAGCCAUGGAAGAUUCCCAGCUACCGUUGGUCCGGUCGGCAAGUGGUGCAUGCGACGCAUGGUCAAGGUUGGAAGACCACUUUGAGAAGAAGAGUCUUGCCAACAAGCUGUUCUUGCGCCGUCGCUUCUUCACGACAAUGAUGGAAGAAGGCGAAGAUGUGCUCGAACACAUCAACAAGCUCAAGACGCUGGCGGAACAGCUAGAAGCGGUGGGGGGCUCCACUUUGGAGUCGCGCUCAGACACUCUUAGCUGGGAGCUCGUGACGUCUCGACUGCUUCAUGAAGAAAUGAAGCGGAAGGAGCAAGGAAGUAAAGGUGAUGAAGCUUCGCAAGGUCAAGCGUUCAUCACAAGGGACAAUCAGCGCAAAGGGCGACCAGUGAAGAAGUCCUGGCCGUGCCACAAUUGCGGAAAGAUUGGUCACUGGAUGGCGGAGUGCCCCUCGCGCAUCCAAGAAAACACGGAGAGACACCGGCCACAGCGUGCUCAAGACAGCGGCGACCGCUAUCGAUCACAACGUGCAAACGUCGCUCAAGAAGAAGCCUCGGGCGACUACCUCUUUUCGAUCGGUGAAACGACAUCUGCAAAAUCGAGCGACAUCUGGCUGGUCGACUCCGGGGCGACGCAGCACAUGACGUGCUCCAAGAAGUUCAUGCGGAACUACAAGGGGUUUGACGCUGUGGAUGUCCAUCUCGCGGAUGAUGGAAUCGUCCAAGCAAUCGGCAGUGGGGACAUUGUCAUGUCGAUGAAGACACCCCAAGGGAUGAAGAAAGGUGUGCUCACAAACGUGUGGCACAUCCCAAAGUUAUCCAGAAACCUGUUCUCGGUCGGCCGCUUCACCAAGGAUGUCGGCCCAGUGACGUUCACGAAGGAUGGGUGCUAUGGAGAAGCGAAAGGGACCAAGUGGAAAAUUGGUGCCCGUGAAGGUAAAGGACUGUUCAAGCUGCAAAUGACUCCAGUGGCGCCGGAACAAGCAAAUGCAGCCAAGUCGUCGGGAUGUCAAGGGGGCACCAAGUCGUACCUCUGGCACCUUCGGCUUGGCCACAUAGGUCACGAUGGACUCAAUUGCAUCGUGACGAAGAACAUUGGAAUUGGCAUCGACAUAUCUUCGGUGAAGAAGUGGGACGUGUGUGAAGGUUGUGCUCUGGGAAAACAGACUCGAGUGCGCUUCCAAUCAAACACUACAGCUCGCACCUCCAAACUCCUCGAAGUGAUUCACAGCGACGUAUGCGGACCGAUGUCGAUGGCAACUUUCAGUGGAAAACGGUACUUCGUGACAUUCAUUGAUGACAAGUCAAGAUACUGUGUCGUCUAUCUGCUCAAGAGCAAAUCUGAAGUUGCGGCGAAGUUCAUGGAAUACGCUGCGAUGGCCGAAACGCAAACCGGAAAGCGCGUGAAGUACCUUCAAAGCGACAAUGGGGGUGAAUACAAGUCCGACAAGCUGGCACGAUUCUGCGCGGAACGGGGAAUACAACAAAGGUUCACACCCCCAUAUACUCCUCAGCUAAACGGAGUAGCUGAGAGAAUGAAUCGCACGCUGGUCGAGUGUGCGCGUUGCAUGAUGGAACACGCUGGACUGGGAAAGAGCUACUGGGGUGAAGCAGUGAUGACGGCGAUGUUUCUUCGAAACCGCUGUCCAACACGUGCCAUUCACCAAGACAAGUCUCCAUAUCAAGUGUGGACGAUGAAGAAACCGAUUCUGGCCAACCUUAAAGUGUUUGGAUGCCACGCGUAUGUUCAAGUGCCUCAAGACAAAAGCGCGAAGUUCGACUCCAAGUCAUCACUCUGUCGUUUCCUGGGAUACGCCGAACACCAGAAGUCAUAUCGAUUUGAGGAAGUGUCAACAGGAGCGAUCAAGAUCAGUCGCGAUGCCACAUUCAUGGAAGACAAGUUUGAUGAAGGUCCGCGCAACUACAACGAUGAGUCAAGUGUCGUUGAGUUUGAUGAUCAUGAUGAGGACGAAGAAAAAGAAGAAGGUAAAACUGACGACGACAUGGACUCGAGCGACGAUGACAACGAAGACACCAGGUCUUCGAAGAGCAACAUCAAGAGACACACGCGCACUCAAUCACUUGAGAAAGCUACCGUCAUUCCAAGUCCCAAGCGAAGAACAUACAGAGGUCCGUCGCUUGAGCAUGUGUCAGCGGCUGCAAUGGAUUUUGAAGCAGCCUAA